UUGAUGGUAGCCACAACUAGAGUAGACCAAAUGGCAACUCCACGCCUAUAUAAAACGCCCCGUGGAUUCAGUGGGUCUCCUCUGCCGAAAAGACCAAAUGGAUCGGGGCCAUUGAGUCCAUGGGUCUGCUCCAGUGGGAGUCACUCCUUAUGGCCCCACACACUCAACUUCGUUGGAUCUGCUCGCUCCACCCACUCUUCAGUCUUCCAGCGAGCCCUUAUGAGCCAAGGAGACGCCCGGAGAGACGCCUGCAUGAAGGCUGAGCUGUUGAAGGACCUCACCAGCAGCCAGGGGGAAGGAUUUAAUGCUAUGGCCACAGAUGAGAGUGCCAUAGAGAAGCAACUUGGGGAAACCAAGAUGGCCCCCGAUGGCGAAACCAACGGCUCUUGUGAAUGCAGCGAAGCCAAGACCCACCCAAAUGCAGCUAAGAACACUCAGGACCACACAAAAGCGACCCAAGGGGACUCAACAACGGCCAAGUGGGGCCGGAUAGCAGAGAAUGGCCUUUCCGAGAGAGACAGUGACGCUGGGAGACAGAACCACACCCAAAUGAAUGACUUCACACAGACUUCUGUCACGGGAAGCAACGGCUACGUUUUGCCUAAACCGAUGGCUCAGGAGUUGCCCGCAAGGACUACCAGCGGGACGUUUGCUUCCCUCGCCGGCCACGCGGCCAAAACCUUCCCUGCUGCGGGAGCAGGAGCAGGAGGCAAGGGGAGGAUGCUGAGCGCCUUUUCCCAGGCGCAGGCCGGUUCUACGCCGCCCAAACUUGGGGAGGGUGGCAGAGACGGCGAGGUGAAAAAGCCUUUGUCGGCGCACAGCAACGUGAAGAUCCACAGAGCGCGGAAGACCAUGCCCAAGUCCCCAGCCAGCUUGCAUUCGAGUAAAGAGUCCAAAGAUGCCAAGGCGCCCGUGGAAGACGACAACAGAGAUGUGUCCGAGUUCGGGAAGACCCCCUCUUUGCCCCCCAUCCCUGGCCUUCAUUCGUCUCUACCUCAAAACCAGAGCUACGUGGCUGCCUCAAAAUCACAGACAGCUGCUUCCGUCUCUCGCAAGAAGAAACGAAGAAUGGGGACGUACAGCCUGGUUCCCAAGAAGAAGUCCAAAGUUUUGAAGCAGCGGACGGUGCUCGAGAUGUUCAGCAGCAUGGCUCACUCGACAUCGGGCAGCAAGAUGGCCGACGGAGAAUCCGAAGAAGAGCAGGACUCAGGGGAAUCCGGAGAGGAAGAGGAAGAUGGUGACGAGUCUGACUUGAGCUCCGAAUCCAGCCUCAAGAAGAAGAUCCUGAAACGGAAAGGGAAAGCGGAGAGCCCGUGGCUGAAGCCCACCCGGAAGAGGAGGCGGAGGAGUAAAAAGAAACCCGCCGGCGCCCUCGGUUCGGAAGCCCCCUACAAGCCCCCUUUGGAGAGCCAAGGAGGAGCUGGGCGGGAGAACAGCAUGGAGUACCUGGAGGUCCCCCUGGAUUCCUUAGAUCUCCGGGUGAAGGGAAUCCUCUCUUCACCAUCAGAAGGUCUUUCCAACGGCCCCAGAGCCACGGAGGCGGACAGCCUUCAGGAGGUGCCCCUCUGCAGCUGUCGGAUGGAAACCCCCAAAAGCCGGGAGAUCACCACGUUAGCCAACAACCAGUGCAUGGCCACGGAGAGCGUGGACAAAGAGCUCAGCCGAUGCACCAACCGUGUCCUGAAGUACGAGCUGAUGCGCCCCUCAAACAAAGUCCAGCUUGUGGUGCUGUGUGAAGACCACCGAGGGAGGAUGGUGAAGCAUCAGUGCUGCCCGGGCUGCGGCUUCUUUUGCACGGCGGGGACGUUCAUGGAGUGCCAGCCAGAAAGCAGCAUCUCCCACAGGUUCCACCAGGACUGUGCCUCCCAGGUCAAAGGCCUGAGCUACUGCCCGCACUGUGGGGAGGAGGCCUCCAAGGCCAGAGAAGUGACCGUCGCCAAGGCCGACACCACCUCCACCCUCUCGCUGACCUACGAGCCGAAGAAGCUGGGCGCCUCGGAGGGGAGGGCGGACACGACCACGGGAAGCGGGACGGGAGCCCAGGCGUCCGAAGAGGGAAGAUCCGAGAGUUCUUCUGCCGAGGGUUUCGACUUGGCCGGGACGUUGGCCUUCUCCAAAGCAGCCCCAGCCGGCGUCUCCCAGGGACCGGUGAAAGAAACCCUAGAAAGCGCUUUGAUUGCCCUGGACUCGGAAAAACCCAAGAAAUUACGGUUCCACUCCAAGCAGUUGUACUUCUCCGCCAGGCAAGGGGAACUGCAGAAGGUUCUUCUUAUGCUGGUGGACGGGAUUGAUCCCAACUUCAAGAUGGAACACCAGAACAAGAGGACCCCUCUUCACGCUGCAGCGGAGUCGGGACACGUGGACAUCUGCCACAUGCUGAUUCAGGCCGGUGCUAACAUCGAUACCUGCUCUCAGGACCAGAGGACCCCCCUUAUGGAAGCUGCGGAGAAUAACCACCUGGAGACAGUGAAAUACCUCAUCAAGGCGGGGGCCUUGGUCGACCCCAAGGAUGCAGAGGGUUCCACGUGCUUGCACCUGGCAGCCAAGAAAGGUCAUUACGACGUGGUGCAGUAUCUCCUGUCCAACGAACAAACGGAUGUCAACUGCCAGGACGACGGAGGCUGGACGCCGAUGAUCUGGGCUACCGAGUACAAGCACGUAGAGCUGGUGAAGCUGCUGCUGGCCAAGGGGUCGGACAUCAACAUCCGGGACAACGAGGAGAACAUUUGCUUACACUGGGCCGCCUUCUCGGGGUGCGUGGACAUCGCCGAGAUUUUGCUGGCAGCCAAGUGUGACCUGCAUGCGGUGAACAUCCACGGAGAUUCGCCUUUGCACAUCGCAGCCCGAGAGAACCGCUACGAAUGUGUGGUCCUCUUCCUCUCCCGCGGCUCAGAUGUCGCCCUGAAAAACAAGGAAGGGGAGACCCCCCUCCAGUGCUCCAGCCUCAACUCGCAAGUUUGGGUCGCGCUGCAGAUGAACAAGACCCUCAAGGAAUCAUCUCCCGAGAAACCCGUGCCGCUGGAGAAGGUCCUGAGCAGAGACAUCGCCCGGGGUUACGAGCGGAUCCCGAUCCCGUGCGUCAAUUCCGUGGACGGCGAGCCUUGUCCCGGCAACUACAAGUACAUUUCCCAGAACUGCGUGACGUCGCCAAUGCAUAUUGACCGAAACAUCACUCAUCUGCAGUACUGCGUGUGCAUCGACGACUGCUCCUCCAGUAAAUGCAUGUGCGGACAGCUCAGUAUGCGGUGCUGGUACGACAAGGAUGGACGGCUCUUGCCGGAGUUCAACACAGUGGAGCCCCCGUUGAUCUUUGAGUGUAACCACGCCUGCUCCUGUUGGAGGACUUGCCGGAACCGCGUGGUGCAAAACGGCCUCCGGGUUCGGUUGCAGCUUUUUCGGACGCAGACCAUGGGCUGGGGCGUGCGGACGAUGCAGGACAUUCCGUUGGGGACCUUCGUGUGCGAGUAUGUCGGAGAGCUGAUUUCGGAUGCCGAGGCCAACGUACGGGAAGAAGAUUGUUACCUUUUCGACCUUGGCAACAAGGACAGGGACGUCUACUGCAUCGAUGCCCGUUUCUAUGGCAACAUCAGCCGCUUCAUCAACCAUUUCUGCGAGCCGAACCUCAUCGCCGUGCGAGUCUUCAUGUCCCACCAGGACCUCCGCUUCCCCAGAAUUGCUUUCUUCAGUAGCAGGAACAUCCAGACGGGAGAAGAGAUCGGGUUUGAUUACGGUGAGCGGUUCUGGAGCAUCAAGGGCAAGUACUUCAGCUGCCUCUGUGGGUCCCCGAAGUGCAGGCACUCCAGCGCCGCCCUGACCCGCCGGCUGGCAAGCCCGGCCUCCUCCCAGGAGGCCCCAGAGAACAGACUUCCCGAC
Messenger RNA from Pogona vitticeps (central bearded dragon), 3873 nucleotides. NCBI's taxonomy places the organism in Eukaryota, Metazoa, Chordata, Lepidosauria, Squamata, Agamidae. The record is from RefSeq and is a predicted model, not a curated record.